Sorex araneus (European shrew) is the source of this 1220-nucleotide messenger RNA. It is a transcript of the gene PPP1R11, whose product is annotated as protein phosphatase 1 regulatory inhibitor subunit 11. The coding region runs from base 207 to 587 and encodes 126 amino acids. Lineage: Eukaryota; Metazoa; Chordata; Mammalia; Eulipotyphla; Soricidae. The transcript is spliced from 3 exons. Gene Ontology annotation, cellular component: nucleus. Gene Ontology annotation, molecular function: protein serine/threonine phosphatase inhibitor activity; protein phosphatase 1 binding. The record is from RefSeq and is a predicted model, not a curated record.
AACACCAGGAAGCGGAGAGCCGGAAGUGGGGUUAGCAGAGUCUACCCAAGGCUGGGCAAGCGGAGGCCCUGGAGAAGGGGGAGAAAGAAGGCGGAGAAUCCUGAUUUCUCUUCGGACUCCUAGACCCGAAAGUCUUAGCCCCAGAGACAUUAUUAAAGGAAAGGGUGUUUCUCCCUCUUCCCUCUUCUUUCUCCUUGGCCUUAGCCAUGGCUGAGGCAGGACCCGGGCUGAGUGAGACCGUCACCGAGACAACGGUUACCGUGACAACCGAGCCCGAGAACCGGAGCCUCACCAUCAAACUUCGGAAACGGAAACCAGAGAAAAAGGUGGAAUGGACAAGUGACACUGUAGAUAAUGAACACAUGGGACGCCGUUCAUCGAAAUGCUGCUGUAUUUAUGAGAAACCUCGGGCAUUUGGUGAGAGCUCCACAGAAAGUGAGGAGGAAGAAGAGGAAGGCUGUGGUCAUACACACUGUGUGCGGGGCCACCGCAAAGGACGGCGACAUGCAACUCCAGAACCAGCCCCUACCACCCCUCCCAUUCCACCUGACCCUUCCCCGCCCCCUCCAGGGCCCAUGCAGCACUAAAUUCCUUGCUCCCUACCAUUUCUGUGUGUGUCUGGCCCUUAGUUUAUCCAAGUGGCUACUUGAGGACUAAUUCACUCUCUGGACCCCCCCUUCCUUCUACUCUGCCUGAGAGAGAGAAGAGGAAAAGGAGAGUAAACAAGAGAUCCUGGAGUUCUGACUUGCUGCUAUUCCACAACUCUGACUUCCGGGUUUCCCCAGGCUUCGUUUCUUUAAUACCCAUUUUCUCUCCCUAGGGAUUGAGCAAUUUGGGGCCCAGUCUCUUCCCAUUGUUUUUACUACCAAACUGCCUGCCCUUGGGAUCCAGUUAUCUUGGACCCUGUACUCUCAACUUGAGUCCCAAACAUUUUGAUUGCGUUUCCAACAAUCCCAAUCUUCACUGCCAGAGUCCCAGUCAGAUUCUAGGCAAUCUUGCCCAUCAUGCUUUUUAAUCCUGGCUUACAGUGCUUCCAUUAAUGUGUUCAUAGAACCCUAACUUAGUUCUUGCCUGUGCGAUGUGAGGUCUUUGGGGAAACUUCAGGGUUCCUAGCCCUCUGCUUUCCCUCUGCCCAUUCCCUCGUGCCCUCAAGAAUUAGGAGAGAGAAGUCUUUGUCGUUUUCACCUUAAAUGGAAAAAUAAAAUAGUGAUGACCUCUCA